Messenger RNA from Rangifer tarandus platyrhynchus (Svalbard reindeer), 501 nucleotides. Lineage: Eukaryota; Metazoa; Chordata; Mammalia; Artiodactyla; Cervidae. The record is from the annotation of a GenBank genome assembly.
AUGACUGAGCACCCUCCAGGUUGGGCAGGUAUGAAAACAACUAAUGGUGAAAGUAAUCAUAGAGUUCAGGAGGAGGAGCCAGAUAUUCUCCAUGAGGGCAUUUGGGGUAAUGUGUCUGCAAGUUUACAGGGCCAGCAGGAUGGGAAAAGGCUCACGUCAUUGGGAGCCAUGGUGGGAAGUAGCAGAUCCAGUGCAUUUGGAGAUGGGGCGCUGAGGGUAAGCCUGGACAGAAAGGUGAGAUCUGGUGUAGGAAGCCUCACAUCUCAGGCUGAGCAGUUUGACUCUAUCAUGCUGGCAAGGGAAGACGCUAAGUGGCCUUGGCAGAGGGUGCUGUGGUUAAGUUUAAGAUUAGAAAAGCUGCCUUUGACAGGUAAAAGGAACUGGGGAAGUGAGAUCCAAUGUAUUCAGCUGAUUCUUAGUUUAACUAUUCUCUGUAGGCUGGCUUCAGAGACGCUGGUCUCCUGCAGAGCUCCAAGGAAGCUGGCUCCAUUUGAAUGCUGA